AUUACAGCCGUGACUUCCAAGAUUUAUAUGUGUCUAUUGAUUAUUGCUGUGCGUCGAGCUACUUGUUUAGUGUUUGUGAGGCAGUGACAGAAGGCGGAGGCAGCGUCCCGAGCUCCCCAGGAUGACCAUUGUGACCAAACCCAAGACAGACGCCAAACCUCUCGUCCGCCAUGACUUGGAGGGCGGGAAGUGUGUGGUGGUGGACCCGUCAGCCGCAGCAGCUAUGGACGAGGAGGCCUGGCUGUCAUCUGCUGCUCGGUGCCGCAUCUCCACCGCCACCAGCGUGUGUGUCAGCAUCACCAUACUGCUCAUCAUAAGCAUUGGCAUCUUUGGGGGAGUGUACCUCUACCGCCAAUUCAAAGCCCAUGAGCCUCACUUCUCUAUGCAGCGCUCACAUUUCCGCGGCUGGUGUGGCAUCCCUUAUGACCGAGAAGAACUGCUGCACCCAAAACUGCCCCUUGGUGGAAGUCCUGCCAUGUACGGAGGAAGGAUCAACAUUUUUAAGGAUUCCACUUCACAGGAACAGGAAAAGGUGGAUGACAGUGUUGAGUGGUUCUCCAAGCGCAUGUUCAAGGAGGAAUUUGAACUGGACCUUGAGGGAAAUGACCAUGAGGAAAUUCACGUCCCUGACUUUGGCCUUCAUCGCCAAGGCCGGUUCAUCCACGACUUCAAAGUGAACAAGACUGGCAUCAUUGACUUCAACUCUCGCCGUUGCUACGUCAUGCCACUCGACCGCACCCACAUCCUGUCACCUCGCUCCGUGCGUGACCUCAUCAGGAAAAUGUGGAUGGGUUACUACACCGUGGACACUCAGGUGGUGCGUGAGACCAUGCGUGUGGUGGAGCCCCCCAUCGAGGACUACCAGCCCCUUGGAAUGUACAUCACCAAGUCCUGCGCCUCAUAUCCCACCUACAAGCUGGAGCGCCUCUACAUUCAUGACAUGAAGAAACGCAGCGUGGACCUGAUAGGGGAUGAGAGAGAGGAGUCUGUUCAAUUUGCUGAGUUUGCUGGCAAGAAUAUCAUCCAUUACAUCAUUCUUGGUGCUGAGGAGGCCAACCAGCAGUGAAGGGCCAGUGGUAAGGAGGACCAUGGAAGGAGAGCAGAGGGAAUGAGGUGAAGGAGUGAAAUAUUGCUUUUUUUCACUCUCUUUCUCACCUCCCAUGUUCUUGUGAUUCCACCAAUACCCCCACCAACAUAGCUUCACACACUGCUGACUGCAUGUGUGUGUGAGUUUGUGUGUGUGUGUGCAGAAGUGUGUGAUCUGGGGAGCCCUGGCCUGUGUGGGGGCAAGCUGGCCUCUCCUGCAUAUUUCAUCAUCAACUUUGAGGGUCAUGAUUUAUAGACUGAAGGAAACAUGAGAUAUAAAUUUGCUUUUUUGUCUUUGUUCAGAAAAUGUGGCUUUGGCUUCUUAGCGGAGUGUAGAGAAAUAGUGUUUGGUUUUGUUGAGAGCAUAGAGGAGGACAUUGCCAUUAAUGAUACACUGCUCAUGGAAGGAAGAGCUAUAGCAUCAGGAAAGAGGAAGAUGACCAUGCUUUUUGUAUGUAGCAGAAGCUCAGAGAGAGAGAGAGAGAGAGAGAGAGAUUUUCAGUCUCCUCACUUUCUUUGUUUUUCUCAACAGUAACACAGCACAAUACAGGGAGACAAAUUGAAGCGUUUCAUCACAAUGCAUGAUAGGGGACACAGACACAUACUAAACACUGAAAUGAAACCACUAGAAAUUGUGUGAUCCUUUCUCUCUCUCUCUCUGUCUCUCUGCACAGUUUAGUGGAGAAAGGAGCUUGGGUGAGUCAGGGAUGUGAGACUCAUUGAAAGUAUUACAGGGAUGUGCAAAAGUGUGAGUGAAAGGUUUUGUGUGUGUGUGUGUGUGUGUGUGUGUGUGUGUGUGUGUGUGUGUGUGUGUGUGUGUCUGCAUUGAGGACACCAGACUGCUUAUCUGCAUUGUUAUUUCCUGUUGGUUGUCCCUGUGAAGGUGUGGACAGUGUUCAUUCCUCACUGCCAGCCAUCAUCCACCUACAGUCCAACACUCCACGUCUGUCUCUACCUGUGUAGUAUAUGCAUGGGAAAUGUGGAUGAUGUGUUGUAGUUGGAGGUUCUGAGCCAAGGCAGUGCUUGGUUAAUCUCUCUGAUUUGGCAUGCACUCCUCUUCCCUAUUGACAGCUGAAAAUAUUCUGUAGCUGUUCUGUUCUUUUCAUUGUGGCUCGGUUGAGGAAAGACAUUUGCCUACCUAUUGGCUCUUUGUUAUAGGUUAUUUAGAGUGGAAGUAUUAGGCACAACCACUGGAAACCAUGAGGGAGAGAGAGAGAGAGAGAGAGAGAGAGAGAGGAUGGCCAUCAGUCACUAGCAUGAAAGAAUGUUGAGAUGGACAAGCUUCAUUGUGUCUCCUUCACCUCCCUGCCUUCUGAGCUGUGUUACUGUGGUUCCUUUGUGAUAGCUUAAGGCCAGAUAACAAUUGUUUAUGUGUUGUAUUCUGUUUACAUAGUUGUCUGUGGUAUUGUUUUAUUUCUAUUUUUAUCAAUAUUAUCAUAAUCACUAUUAUUAGAGAGGACUCAGGUUCAAUUCCAGUCUAGACAGUCAUUUUGGGUUUGUCUCGUUUGACACAGCAUCUACACGUCUUGAUGAGGAUAGCUAUGGGAUGUUGGUGUCUUGGUGAGGGUAGAUAAGGGGUGCUGGUGAGGAAUUGUCUGUUUGCAGUGCAAUGAGUGCAGAAUGCUAACAGUCCUGCCUUGGUGAAUGUCGUGCAGGGGUGGAAGAUCAACAAGUGUGUCCUCCUGCUUGUAUGUGUGUCUUUACAUAUCUAGUUGUGUUUACAUAGUUGUGACAAAGUAAGAGAGCUGUGCUCAUGCUAUCCUGUUUACUCAUUUAUUAUUAUUAUUAAUCACUUAAGCAUUUUUUAUAUUCCUUGAAUGAAUCUUGUCCACACCCGAGGUUAUUUCAGAUUUCUAUGCUUUGUGUGUGUGUGCAUGAGUGUGUGAGAGAGAGGCUUCUCAUUGACAUCAUCAGUAGUGGAUAUCCACAUUUAUAUUAGUAUUAGUAUGUAGCAGACCAUGCUAUAGAUUUUGGUGUUGGUCUGAAAUUUGUGUAUCUGGAAGUGUAUGUGUGUGUAUGUGUUAGGUAUUGUGUAGGAAUUAUGUGUGCACUGGACUGUGUUUUUGGUACUUGAAGACCUACUGUCCUGGCUCAUUGAUGCACACAAGGCUGCUCUGCGUUUCACAUGUCAGAACCCUUACAUCCCUUGCACCAUCCCACUGUCCUUCCAUCAACACACACACACACACACACUCACACACACACACACACACACACACACACACACACACACACACACACACACACACACACACACACACACACACACACACACACACACACACACACACACACACACACACACACACACACACUGAAAAAGACCAUAAGUGAAAAAGAGUACAAGGAAUAAAAGACACUGCAUUAUUCCUAGUGUCCUUGUAAAGAGAGGACUCCCGCACUACAUCAGUAUUAAUGUGAGAAGUAUUUCCUAUAGAUGUACAUUAUAGUUUGUGCUUCAGUUUGCAGCACUUAGAUAUACUAUGAGUAUUAUAUUUCUCUUGAACGACCGCCAAAGACACUUACAGUUUAGCAUAUCAGGUUAGCAUUGGCAUCCUUGUUCCAGCAGUGAGUGAAGGUUAGAAUGUAUACUCCCUGAGUGAAGAGUGAAGGAAGGCAAGGUUGGCAAGUCUUGGUGAUAGUAUACACAAUUAUUUCCUUGCUGUGUAGGUGUGCAUGUUGUGGGCCAAGAUACUCAGCUGCCUCUUCAAGUGUGCACUGUACUGUUCACUUACUACAGCAUUGGUUUAUGUAUUCAGCAAUCUUUUGUGCAACAUUCCAUAACAACACAGUUUUGUCUCAUUUUCAUCUGUGUUGCUUAUGAUGUCUUGUACUUUUGAUUGUAGCUGAAAUGUUUCCUUCAGGGUGUCUUUUGCUUCUCUGUUUUAGUAGUGCAGUCUGAACUCUGAUAUGAAUUAUGAUAAAGGAAAAAAAAGCAUAAAAGACAGAACAUGAACAAGAUAGGCUUAGUUGAAAGGAAAAGUGAACAUGUGUGAACAAAUUAGGUCUACGUCAUAAUUUUGGUAUAAUUUGUCUGAUUUGUGGUUUAAGUUGCAAAGCACAUUAUAUACUUGUAUCUGAUUUAUUAUUAUUAUUUUUUUUAUUUAUUUAUUUUAUUUAUUUUUUUUUUUGCAACAUCUUUAAGUUGUGAUCCAUUGCAUGUAAUCCACAGACACCACAUGAAUUAUUACUACUUAUUAACUUCAAUUUGUUUCAAACUAUUAUAUAGAUAAUGUAAAAAAAGAGAAUGUUAUACAUAUAGACAUAAAUCUAAAUAUAUAUAUAAUAUAUAUAUAGUACGAAACUCCACAUUUUACGAAUACAUAUACUGUGUUUAUAUAGAGGUAUUAUUAUGAUUACUGUCCUAGAAUAGACCAAUAUUGUAAUGUGGAAUGCAGUUCCUUUCAUUGCUGAUCUAGAGAGAGAGAGAGAGAGAGAGAGAGAGAGAUUGGUUACUUGCAACAAGAGACUUUGUGUUUUGACAAUUGUUCAUCUUAGCAAGCCACACCACCACCACGACUGCCACUACUCAGCAUUGUUGCAGUACUCAGGUUUUGUGGUGAGACAAUAAUGGAGUAGCCAGUCAGUUUGUAAUGUCAGUGCUGUACUCUGGUGUGAGUUGAGACAUUUUACUAUUCCCAUUUUAUAUAAACAAACUCUGCAUGAAGCCCCACCAAUGCUCAGGCCUCUUCAGCAGCACAAACAUAAACACCAGUGCUGCUUUGUGUGUGUUGGGAGGAGGGCUUACAAGUUCAAGGCCAGUAAUGCAGUAUAACUUUUUAAAUGAUGGAAGGAUGCUUGCAGUGAAGAUGAGGCAUGAGGUGUGUGAAAUGUCUGUGUGUUGCCUAGGUCCACCUUGGCUCAUAGGAUCUACCCACACAUGCAUGUACAGUAAAUCUAUCAGUUUGCUAAGGAUUCUUUCCCGUAGGUAACCGAAUGUGGAAGUAAGAAGUGUUGUAUCAGGGUUUUUGUCUAAAUUUUUUUUCAAGGAAGGACAGAGACCUGCAUCAUAUAAUUUCUUUUAAGCUUAAGAUGCUGUUGACCCAUGCAGCAUUUUGCACUGUCUGUCAGUACUUUCAAGAGCCCGGUGAGUCGUCAGGCAUCAUGAACUGUAUCUGGGUUAUUGUAUUCAAGCUCACAGGAUGUGGACAAUGGAUCUUAGGGCAUGUGAUAAUUUGUUGCCAUUAUUACUCCCAUCAGGAUCAUGUAUUCCCUGACCAUCGCUAUUGAGUAUAUUGUCAGGCAGACCUACAUAUCACUGUGCUUGAUGGCAGUUUUUGUACCAGUGUGCAAGACACCACUAUUCUUACUACUUCUACAUGUUGCAUAUAUACCAGAUCACAGCCCUGGAGCCUGUGGUGUAGCCUCGUUUUAUAUAGCCUAGAGUUGACAUCCACAGUGUGUGACUUCUUGGUGUGCAGGUCUAUAGAAGCAGGGUCUUGUACUGCUGUCACUAAGCAGCUGUACGUAUUACAUUGUUCAACCACCACUUGUGAUUAAUAUUGCCACUACUACAAAUAUAUUAUCAUUAUUAUGUAUGGGAAUUUGUAACACCAUUGUGGACAAGAAAUAUAUCCAUAA
Portunus trituberculatus (swimming crab) is the source of this 5667-nucleotide messenger RNA. Its product is annotated as integral membrane protein 2B-like. Gene Ontology annotation, molecular function: amyloid-beta binding. The coding region runs from base 122 to 1066 and encodes 314 amino acids. The record is from RefSeq and is a predicted model, not a curated record. Gene Ontology annotation, biological process: negative regulation of amyloid precursor protein biosynthetic process. The transcript has 8 exons. Lineage: Eukaryota; Metazoa; Arthropoda; Malacostraca; Decapoda; Portunidae. Gene Ontology annotation, cellular component: extracellular exosome; plasma membrane; Golgi apparatus.